Trichobilharzia regenti is the source of this 891-nucleotide messenger RNA. The record is from the annotation of a GenBank genome assembly. NCBI's taxonomy places the organism in Eukaryota, Metazoa, Platyhelminthes, Trematoda, Strigeidida, Schistosomatidae.
UCAGCACUAGAAAUAUGUUAAAAAUGACAUGAAAUCUUUUAUUUACAGCAAAUAAAGACUAAGACCCCUUUUGUCCUUCUAAAAGUUUCGUCUAUUUUUUGUUUUGUUGCUUACAUCAACAGGCGGUUGUUAUGUCAUAAAUGCAACUAAGAGUGAAGCCUCUUACGCGUGCGGAAAAGGUGGUACAGGUCGAUGAUGGGGCCUACGUGUCAGACUUACUGGCUGCAGUUAAAUGUGCCUUUGAUAUCGAUCCUGAGUACCAACGUUUGGUGUAUAAAGGAUGCCCUCUCUUAGAUAAAAAUAAGCUUCUUCUUAACUACGAAAUUAAGGACGGUGAUAGGCUUACAUUAUUGACGAAGAACACAAUACAGCGAAGUGAUUUCGAGUCCUUACUUCGGAAAUAUAUAGCCGAAAAGCUUCCUGAUUCAAAUGCAGAUGAAGUGGUGUCGAAAUUUUUCCAGAUAUUAUCUACCAAGCUGAAUUCUAUGAGUCUCUUCGACAUUGAACAUCUCGCAGGUCUAUGGUCCAGCUCUUCAUGAAAUGGUCUCAGGAAUGCUAAUGCACUACUACUGAUCUUGGAUUCCUUUGUUGUUUUUUCCUUCGUCUUCUUCCAUCCAUCCAUCCAAGCGUUGACGCAUUGUACAUUAACACUGUGUACAUCACAUCCAGUUUACAUGUGACAAUGCGAUGUCUGUAUAAAUCUUGUGAUUUUCGUAUAUAUUUUGUGUUUCUUCCCACAUAGAAUGCUGAAAGUUAUCAAUAUAUAUAUUACUGUAUCCAAUUAGUAAUUAGUCUUUCUUAAUUUCUUCUUCUUGUAUUCUUGUAUUAUUUUGUGUGACUUGGAAAGCGAGUAUGUGUGUUUUGUGUUUAUAUAUAUAUAUAUAUAUAUAU